AUGGUGCUUGAGUCAUCAUCAAAAGUACUUCCACAACCUACUGUAUUUCUUUCCCUUUGCUUUGUCUUGGUCUCUGUCAUAUAUUCGUUCGCUACAUCGUAUGAACGAUUACCCACAACUAUACCAUGGAUAGGCAAGGACGCCAGCAAACUCUUUGCGGAGACCCGUGCGCACUUCGCAAGUUUUAGCCGUAUUAGACAAUGGCUUAAGAUUGGUUAUGACAAGUAUUCUUCGAAAGGCCAAGCAUAUAUAUUGCCAGAUUUUUCAGGAAAGCCAGAAGUUAUAAUACCAAACAGUGAAAUUCGUUGGUUGUUGGACCAGCCAGACACUGUCUUGUCUGCAGCUGCUCUGCAUUAUGACACACUUGCUGGAGCAUAUGCAUUCACGCAUCCUAGAAUUUUAAGAGAACCAUUCCACGAGCAUGUCGUCCAUCGUAACAUGGGCCGACGGAUUGGAGAUCUUAUAGAGGAUCUUUGGGAUGAGAUAGGUUGUGCAAUAGAUGAUACAUGGGGCAAAGACACAGGCAUUUGGAAAGAGGUGUGUGUUUUCGACAAUAUGAUGCACAUUAUAGCGCGGGCAUCGAAUCGCGUCUUUAUUGGCCUUCCGCUAUGUCGAAAUGAAUUAUACUUAAAGUCCAUGGAAGCUUUUACGGGCGACGUCAGCACGGCCAUCAUCUUGCUGCGUUUUGUUCCACGACUUCUAGAGCCUUUGAUCGGCAGGCUGAUAGGAUUACUCAGCAUGCACCAUUACAGACAAAGCGCUUCUUUGCAUCUACCCGUCAUCAGAGAACGACUUGAGAAUAUGGCUCGCAAGGAUACUCAACAAGACUUCGAAUGGGACGAGCCAAAUGAUUACCUCAAUUGGCAUAUUCGACUCGCCCAGAAGGAAGGAAAUAAAAUCGAGUUGGAGCCCGAGAUGAUCAGCAAAAGGCUAAUGCCAAUAAAUUUUGGCGCAAUUCACACAACCGUAUUCACGAUUACAAACUGUCUUUUUGACCUUCUGGCCUCCCAACCCUACGGUGAGGACAGGAAAACGCCCGUGGAGGUCAUUCGGGAGGAGGCUGAGGCAAGGUAUAAAGCGUGCAAUGGAAUUUGGUCUAAAGCAUCUGUAGCACAUCUUGUUUACACCGACUCGGCAAUACGAGAGUCCAUGCGUGUCUCUGGUUUCGUAACGAGGGGCCUGCAGCGAAAGGUGGUUGCGAAGGAUGGUUUAGAACACAAGGGUCUGGGAUUCAGACUGCCAUUUGGCUCGACUGUCUCUGUUGAUGCGCACAACAUCAUGCAUGAUACCCAGAUGUAUGAAAACGCAAAUUCCUUUGAUCCGUUUCGUUUUGCACGACAACGUGAACGAGAGGAUAUGUUGGUGAAAGAGCAGAGGAGAGAAUGGAAAACGGCUACUCUGGAGAGCAAGCAGCUGAGCUGCUCCUCGACUUCAGAGAAGUUUUUGACCUUUGGUCAUGGACGCCACGCGUGUCCUGGUCGUUUUCUUGUGUCACACGAACUCAAGUUGCUUUUGGCAUACGUCACUAUGCACUACGACAUUGAGUCGCUGGAGUCACGACCUCCAAAUACAUGGUUCGGUCAGCACAUCAUUCCGCCUAUGAAAGCCACAAUUCGCAUCCGAAGACGGGCGGAAGACACUCUUGGUUAAGAGUGGCGUUGGCUAUACAAUUUGUGCAG
Verruconis gallopava is the source of this 1679-nucleotide messenger RNA. RefSeq lists its product as uncharacterized. The transcript is spliced from 3 exons. The coding region runs from base 1 to 1650 and encodes 549 amino acids. Gene Ontology annotation, molecular function: iron ion binding; oxidoreductase activity, acting on paired donors, with incorporation or reduction of molecular oxygen; monooxygenase activity. NCBI's taxonomy places the organism in Eukaryota, Fungi, Ascomycota, Dothideomycetes, Venturiales, Sympoventuriaceae. The record is from RefSeq and is a predicted model, not a curated record.